Molecule: messenger RNA, 4660 nt
Organism: Podarcis muralis (Common wall lizard)
Lineage: Eukaryota; Metazoa; Chordata; Lepidosauria; Squamata; Lacertidae
Gene: CILP
Product: cartilage intermediate layer protein
Source: RefSeq, a predicted model, not a curated record
CCUAAGCUCUACACAAGGCUAUAUAAGAGACCCCAGCAGUUGGAAAACACUCAGAGCGGAUGUAUUUAGACAGGAGUCCAGAAGGCGCAAAGAACUGGGAGCCUGGGUUGUUCCAUGCAGGAAGAUUAAACAUCCACUCAGACCAGAGGGGCACCACCUGAAUGCAUCCAAUCUGACUGGGACUCAGAUCCCCACGAGGAACCAGUUCUGUCCCUGGAGGAUGGCUGCAACACAGCGAUGCCUCCUGGCUUCCUUCAUCCUUCUCGGAGUGGCAGGCAUUUUCGGCGAGCGAGUUCUAAAGCAAUCAGUCAGCAGGAUCAAGCCAGGACAGAAACUGUACAACCCUCUGAUCAAACGCGGUCCAGACAGCAAUGUGAGAUGGACCACUUGGUUUAACAUUGACCACCCUGGAGGCAAUGGGGAUUACGAGCGCACAGAUGCCAUCCGCUUCUACUAUCGGGACAGGUUGUGUCCCAGGCCCAUCCGCGUCGAAGCCCGAACGACAGACUGGAUCCCUGCCACCAGCACAGGCCAGGUGGUUCACUCCAAUGCUCAGGAGGGAUUCUGGUGCCUGAACAAGGAGCAGCCUGCAGGGCAAACAUGCUUGAAUUAUGCUGUGCGUUUCCUGUGCCCCAGAGACUCCUUACCUCAAGAUUCCAAAAUGUUAUGGUCUUCGUGGUCAACGUGGAGCGAAUGUUCUGGAAAAUGUGAACAGGACGGUGUCCAGACUCGGACCAGGACCUGCCUCGCGGAAAGCCUUCAGGAGCCACACUGCAAAGAAGUGAGCGAGGAAGGGCGACGCUGUCCUGGACCUCCUUGCUCAGUUUGCAACAUGACCUGCUCCAUGGGCCACGUGAAUGCCGAAUGUGACACCUGCAUGUGUGAGGAACACCUGCUUCGUGGCAAAGUCUCCUUGCAAGGUGGUGGCCCUGCAGACGGUGCGGCCAUCUCCUUGCAAACCAAGCCGACAAAACUAUUGACAGUGACUGACAGCAAUGGGGAGUUUCAGGUUCCAGGCGUGUGCCUUGACGGCAAAACCGCCUUGCAGAUCAAAAAGCCCAAUUACAAAACAGCUUUGGUCAUCGUCCCCGAGAGUUCCGGACGUUCCUCAUCAGUCCACAUCCACUUGGAAAGAGCAGAAAAACCGUACAUGGUGACGCAUCCCGAGAGCAAAGCCAGGAGAGAGGGACAAAGUGUUUCUUUCUGUUGUCAGGCUGUUGGAGACCCGGUACCUGACCGAUACUUUUGGUUCCACAACGAAACCUUGCUAGACCCUUCGCUUUAUAAGUACAAAAGCAACCUGGUGAUAAAGAACUUGAAAAUGGACCAAGCUGGAGAGUAUUAUUGCAAGACGAGCAAUGAUGCAGGAUCUGUGAAGUCCCGAGCAGCCACACUUUCUCUAAGAGCAAAGAAUGAAGCUCCUUGCAACCCAAGGCCUGAGAGCUAUCUCAUCCGGCUGCCACACGACUGCUUCCAAAACUCAACAGGCUCCUUCUACUAUGACGUUGGCAGAUGCCCAUCCAGUGCCUGCUUUGGGAUGUUGGAUAACGGCCUCCGCUGCAAAGAUGUUGCCGCUUACUGCUGUGGGGUCUCCAGAAUGGAGACACGAGAAUUAACCUGUUCCGGGUACACACUUCCCAUCAAAGUGAAUGUGAGGUGUGGCUGUCAGAAGUGCGUUGAAGCCAAGGUGACGGUGCGAGGAAGAGCCGUGGCUUCUGACACGCAAGAGCCCAUGAGGUUUGGCCAUAUAUACAUGGGGAAUAACAGGGUGAGCAUGACCGGCUAUAAGGGAACCUUCUCCAUUCAAGUGGCACCCAACACAGAGAGGCUGGUCCUCACGUUCGUCGAUCGCCUUCAGAAGUUUGUGAACACAACCAAGGUGCUGCCUUUCAACAAAAACGGCGGGACCGUCUUCCACGAGAUCAAGAUGUUAAGGAAGAAUCCGCCUGUCACGCUGGAGUCGACAGAGACCAGUGUGAUACCUCUGGGAGUUAUGGAGGGAGACGACCCGAUAGCCGAACUGGAAAUUCCCCCCAAUACGUUCUAUAGACAGAACGGAGAACUCUAUGCUGGGAAGGUGAAAGCCAGUGUGACCUUCUUGGACCCAAGGAAUGUCUCUAGUGCAGCCAUAGCACAAAGCGACUUGAACUUUGUAGACGACGAAGGCGACAUGCUCCCUCUGCGGACGUAUGGCAUGUUUUCCAUGGAUUUCACGGAUGAAACCUCCGCCGAAACCCUCAAUGCAGGGAAAGUGAAAGUCCACCUAGACUCCGCUCAGGUAAGGAUGCCAGAACAUCUGAAGGGAAUGAAGCUCUGGUCUCUGAACCCCCAGACAGGCUUAUGGGAAGAAGAAGGAGACUUCCAGCUUGACCAGAGAAGGCGCAACAAGCGAGAAGAACGGACAUUUCUGGUAGGCAACAUGGAGAUAAGGGAAAGGAGGCUUUUCAACCUUGACGUCCCAGAGAGCAGGCGGUGCUAUAUCAAGGUGCGCACUUACAGAAGCGAAAGGUACAUGCCCAGUGAACAAGUUACAGGGGUGGUGGUUUCCGUUAUCAACAUGGAGCCCACACCAGGUUACUCGACCAAUCCUAGAGCAUGGGGCCGUUUUGACAGCGCUGUCACUGGCUCCAACGGCGUUUGCGUGCCCGCUUUCUGCGACGACCAAAACCCAGAUGCCUACAGCGCUUACGUCAUGGCGAGCCUUGGAGGGGAGGAGCUUGAAGCUGUUCCCUCAUCUCCAAGGCUUAGUCCUACUGCUGUUGGAGUCCCACAGCUGUAUCUCAAUAAGCUGAAGUACCGGCGGACGGACCACGUGGAUCGUAACGUGAAGAAGACCGCUUUCAGCAUCAGCGUGGCGAAGCCCACUCCAAACGCUGCUGAAGAGAGCAACGGCCCCAUAUACCCUUACGAGAAACUUCGAGAAUGUGAAAUGGCUCCACAUAGUGCCGCUCACUUUAGGUUUUACAGGGUAGAAGGAGACAGGUAUGACUACAACACAGUUCCUUUCAACGAGGACGACCCCAUGAACUGGACAGAAGACUACUUGGCCUGGUGGCCUAAACCGAUGGAAUUUAGGGCUUGCUACGUCAAGGUGAGGAUCAACGGGCCCGUGGAGGUGAAUGUGAGGUCUCGCAACAUGGGGGGCACGCACCCACGUACAGUUGGCCAGCUGUAUGGCAUCAGAGAUGUCCGUAGCAUCCGUGACCAAGAGCAACCCAACAUUUCAGCAGCGUGCCUGGAAUUCAAGUGCAGCGGCAUGUUGUAUGACCAGGAACGUGUUGACCGGACACUGGUGAAAAUCAUCCCACAAGGGAACUGCUACCGGGAGAGUGUCAGCAGCACACUUCAUGAGUAUCUGGUGAACCACCUUCCCGUUGCGGUCAACAACGACUCCAGUCAGUACACCAUGUUGGCGCCUCUUGACCCUCUUGGUCACAACUAUGGGAUCUACACAGUUACAGACCAGGAUCCCAGGACAGCCAAGGAGAUAGCUCUGGGAAGGUGCUUCGAUGGAACAUCUGAUGGUUCCUCAAGAAUUAUGAAGACCAACGUGGGCAUAGCACUCACUUUCAAUUGUCAAGAGAGAGAUGCACAACAGCAAAGCUUGUUCCAAUCCCUGCGCAAUGUGCCGAACAGGUACCCGGUGAGCCCUCUUAGAGGGAGGGUAGGGGUGAGAAGGUCAAGCGAAAGCCGUGCUGGUCAGAUUAGGGGGAAAGGCACCCCCUUUGUCAGAGUUCCUCAAAGAACCCAAUAAGAUCUUAUAAUCCAACACGAUCCAACAGCUCCAUGGGGCUCAGAGGGUCUUUGCCAGCGCGCACACACGUAAAUUCUGGGGACAGCAUCACAUGGACGAUAGUAAACACUAAUUCAUGUGGGGAAGCCUCUACCCAUAUGAAGUUCCUUGAGUCCUUCGACACCUUUUACUAACAUUCAGAUCUCAUCCUAGGAAUGCAGUGAAAUACUUAACAAGAUAAAUAGCAAGCACUUGAUUAGUACAUCUGAUAAAACCACACUGGCUGUCCCUGGCUUAAGCAGUAGCACCUCUCAGUGAAGUACUGUCUGAAGAGACCUCCGGGUAUAGGACGGUAUAUAAAUUCAACAAAUAAAUAAUAAAAAAGGAAGAGAGUGUAUGCAGGACAGACCAAGAUGCACCAACAAGAAGGCCCUUCUCUCACUGAUGUGCUCCAAUCCCCCCACCACUUCCUUCCACCUGGAUUAAAUUUUGCAUACCUCUUAAAAAGGGAAUGAAUAUUUGCAGGUAAGCUAGCCUCAGCCCAAAUUCUGCAUCACCGGCAAAUCCUUUCUUUGAGGUUUUAGAACUUACUGCAUUUAAUCAAUACCAGUACUGAAGAUUCCCUCUUUGAGGAAGGUUGCAUUUUAAGAGUCUCUGACCAAAUGCAGCUGAAGAGUUAACACCUAAUCUAUGUAAUUAUGAUCUUGUUUUUCAGAAGAAUGUUUAAAACUGUAAAAAAAUGUUCUCUGCAAGGGUGGAAGAAGCUAUAUCGAAUAUUUAAAAAAAAUGUACAUAAAUUCUUUUUCUGAUAAGUGGCUUUGGAAGCCCCAUUAACAAAUGAUAAAUAAAAAGGAAGCUAUUCCUUCAUAUUGAAUCUACAGUAACUGUAAGACUCUGUAAAUGUGAACAAUGAUAUUUAUUUCUGUA